Messenger RNA from Medioppia subpectinata, 1597 nucleotides. NCBI's taxonomy places the organism in Eukaryota, Metazoa, Arthropoda, Arachnida, Sarcoptiformes, Oppiidae. The record is from the annotation of a GenBank genome assembly.
GGACAAUUUGUGAAUUGAAAGUAUGGUAGUUGAUAACUGGCAAAUGAAUUGACGAUGGUUCAUUUUGGUGGACUUGAAAAUGAUAUUUUAUAUUUUGAUUAAUUGAUUGCAAAGUGAGAUAAUGUUUAAUAAAUUGUCUGCAAAAGUAGUGAAGAGAUUAGUGGGAAAGUGUGGCAAUGAAUGGACGGGUUGUCGCCAUUCGCACGAGUGGUGUCGAGUGGUGGUGACGGGCGUCGGGAGUGUGUGUCCUCUUGGGAUGGGAUCCGAUAACGUGUGGAAGAGUCUGUGCGAAGGCGAGUGUGGUGUCGUGCGAGUGAUGGGAGAGGGCUAUGAGUCGAUCCCAUGCAAGAUAGCAGCCUAUGUGCCCACCGAUGCCUCACAACUCACGCAAUGGUUUACAGCCAAUGAACUGAGAACUCUAUCCAAGUCUACCAUUUAUGCCUUAAUCGCUGCCGAAGAGGCCUUAAGUGACGCCCACUGGAAACCCACCACCGAUAAGGACAGAAGGGAUACCGGGGUUGCCGUCGGGAUGGGAAUGAUUGACAUGAAUGAAGUGGUUAGCAAUGGUAUGGCUCUCCAGACAAAAGGUUUCAGUAGAGUUAGUCCACACUUUGUGACCAAACUGUUGGUGAAUAUGCCUUCGGGACACAUAAGCAUCAAAUACGGUCUGACGGGACCUAACCAUUCAGUGUCGACCGCCUGUACGACUGGUGUCCACUCGAUUGGCGAUGCCUUCAAUUUCAUACAACGCGGCGCCGCGCAAGUGAUGGUCUGCGGGGGAACCGAAGCCGUGAUAAGUCCGCUAUCAGUGGCCGCUUUCGCCAGAAUCCGGGCGUUGUGUACGAAAUACAACGACAGGCCAUCGGAAGCGUCGCGUCCUUUCGAUGCUCUUCGGUGUGGUUUUGUGAUGGGAGAGGGAUGUGGUCUCGUUGUACUCGAACGCCUCGAUCACGCCAUCAACAGAAACGCCAACAUUUAUGCAGAAAUUAUUGGUUACGGACUCUCAGGAGACGCGAAUCACAUGACAGCGCCGGGAGAGGACGGGAAGGGAGCGAUUGAAUGUAUGCGAGCGUCUAUAGCCGACGCCGGCAUACGAGCUGAAGACAUAACACAUAUCAAUAGUCACGCGACGUCUACGCCAUUGGGCGACAAAAUUGAAUUGAAAGCAAUUAAGGAGUUAUUUGGCGAACACUCCAAGAAUAUAAUGAUCACAAGCACUAAGGGCUCGACCGGCCAUUUGUUAGGCGCUGCCGGAAGUAUUGAAGCUAUAUUUACAAUCCUAUCGUGUUAUCACUCAUUAGUUCCGCCGACAAUUAAUUUACAACAACCUAUUGAUCAGGAAUUAAAUAUUGUAACAAAAGCACAAAAAUGGCAAACAGAGAGACGCGUUGCCAUCACUAACUCCUUUGGUUUCGGCGGUACUAAUGCUUCGCUCGUUAUUUCAAAUUUUAUCCUUUGAUCGGCCCUUCUUCUGGAACCACUCGUUGCUCUUGUCUUCAGAUAAAGCCUUGCGAUACAAAUGAUUGUUAUAUUUUACAAUUGUGUUCAAUAUGUGAUUAAAUAAACCAAUUAUGUAGAGAUUUAAAUAUAAAACAUA